AAUGUUUGGAUGGGUAACUGUUUACAUUCUUAAAGGAAGGUUAUAAAUUUCUAUAGUUGUUGAUGGGAUAUUCGAUUUUCUUUCCCUGGUGAUUGUUGUUUUAACGAGUCAGAAAGGAGGGAAAAAAAUGUUUCUAAAAUCCGGAUCUCACAAAAUAGUAGCUAAAAAUUUCACAAUAUAAUUUAAAAUUAACAUUUAUCUUAAUUUUUGUGACAUUUGUUUUUAAAAUAAUUCUCUUUAUGUUUAGGUAUUUGCACAUUCAAUGAUUUAGACAUGUUUCUUCACAUGAACAAUGCUCGUUAUAUAAGAGAAUUCGAAUUUGCUCGAUCACUUAGUGGAAUGGCAUCAGGUGUCUGGUCAGCAAUCAAUAAAUUAGGAGGUGGAGCAGUACUGAGUGCUGUUUCUGUUCGCUACAGAAGGAGCAUAGGAUUGUUUCAAAUUUUUCGUGUAAGGACAAAGGUAUUGUACUAUACAGAUAAAGAUGUAUACUUCGAACAACAUAUGGAAACCAUUCACGAUAACUUUGUGAGAGCAGUCUGUUACGGAAAGGUGACUUUCACCGGUGGUGUGACUUACCAAGAAAUAUAUAGAUAUUUGAAUUCCAGUGAACUACGACCGUCACCAGAACCAUCUCCCGAUCUAAAGUGUUGGAUGGAAGCCAAUCGAAUCUCUAGCGAGAAGUUACGAAAGAAGCAAUAGAUUUUAACUUGAAAUUUCAAGAAACAUACCUCAAAAUAUUAUUAGGUAAUAAGAGAAAUUAAUUAUAUUACUUAAUAAAAAUUUGUGUACAAGCUAGGUUUGUGCAUAUUUAAUAUUUAAUUUUUAGGAU
Centruroides sculpturatus (bark scorpion) is the source of this 829-nucleotide messenger RNA. Its product is annotated as protein THEM6-like. Lineage: Eukaryota; Metazoa; Arthropoda; Arachnida; Scorpiones; Buthidae. The record is from RefSeq and is a predicted model, not a curated record. The transcript has 2 exons. Bases 274 to 699 code for a protein of 141 amino acids.